Messenger RNA from Anguilla anguilla (European eel), 3049 nucleotides. Its product is annotated as hippocalcin-like protein 1. Gene Ontology annotation, molecular function: calcium ion binding. The transcript is spliced from 5 exons. Lineage: Eukaryota; Metazoa; Chordata; Actinopteri; Anguilliformes; Anguillidae. Bases 929 to 1510 code for a protein of 193 amino acids. The record is from RefSeq and is a predicted model, not a curated record.
CUCAGCGAGUGAGCGGUGCUGAAGUCUGUAUCGACAUGGAAUUGAUAAGUCUUCGAAUGGACUUUCUCAUUUUCAAAUGAAAGCGGAGUUAGGUAGGUAAUCCAGCCUUUCAAUAAGAAUAAAGGACAUUUUGGUUCAAAUGUUGUUUUUGUCUCGUACCUUUCAAUUGCAGUAAUCAAACUAGUGCGCCACUCCUCAGUUGAAAAACAAAUAGCUUAGCGAGCUGGCUAGCUUCAAGCUUGGCAAUGAGAAAGGGUAAAUUUUCCUAUUACAUUUAGCUAACUGUUGCGCUUCCACGUUCAGCCAGCCACGUUACACACCAGAUUGGGCAUCCACUUUUCCAUGGUCAUUUUUCCUCUGUGUUUCGGAAGAGAUGCAAGACAUUGAGGUAGCCUACGUGUCGAAAUAGUAAACUAAGAAAGAAAGUAGAAUAUCAAAGAACGGACGCGAUCGCUUCGCUGGAGAAACACUCAUCCAAAACGUCUACGGAGGAAGUAGCUACGGACUAGCAGAAAUUGUGUGACAUCACAGGAGGAGCCAGCUGUGUCUGACUGACAGGUGUCACGUCACCGUAGGGGCCAGCUGACUGCGAGGGACCUGCCUGCAGAGAGACCCCAGGUGCAUUCUGGGAGAGACGGCCUUUCCACACCCAGGACUGAAGGUAAAGGCAGACAACGAGCCAAUCAGAUAAGGGAGCCAAAUUCCUGGAAAGACGAGGGAGGGGCCUGUAGCAAGAAGAGGCAGGAAGAAAAGAAAGACGAGAGACGAAGACCCAGAAAAGGGAGAGGGAAAGAGUAGGGUAGCGGUGGAGGAGCGAGAGAACGCAGAGACGGGCGAAGGGUCGAGUAGCUGAAGAGGAGGAGAGGAAGAAGAAGAGGGAGGAGGAGGAGGAGGAGGAGGAGGCACGGGAGCCGUGAAGCGGUGCGUCAUGGGUAAGCAGAACAGCAAGCUGCGGCCGGAGGUGCUGAACGACCUGCGGGAGAACACGGAGUUCACGGACCACGAGCUGCAGGAGUGGUACAAGGGCUUCCUGAAGGACUGCCCCACGGGCCACCUGACGGUGGACGAGUUCAAGAAGAUCUACGCCAACUUCUUCCCCUACGGCGACGCCUCCAAGUUCGCCGAGCACGUCUUCCGCACCUUCGACACCAACGGCGACGGCACCAUCGACUUCCGGGAGUUCAUCAUCGCGCUGAGCGUCACCUCGCGCGGCAAGCUGGAGCAGAAGCUCAAGUGGGCCUUCAGCAUGUACGACCUGGACGGCAACGGCUACAUCAGCCGCGGCGAGAUGCUGGAGAUCGUGCAGGCGAUCUAUAAGAUGGUUUCCUCCGUGAUGAAGAUGCCAGAAGACGAGUCCACGCCGGAGAAGCGGACGGACAAGAUCUUCAGGCAGAUGGACACUAAUAACGAUGGCAAACUCUCCCUGGAAGAGUUCAUCAAAGGUGCCAAGAGCGACCCCUCCAUCGUCCGGCUACUGCAGUGCGACCCCAGCAGUGCCAGCCAGUUCUGAGAAACUGAAAACCGACAGACGUGACACACUGACUCGCCCCGCCUCUUCCCUCUGACUCCGCCCACUGCCCCGCCCACCACAGCCUCAUCUGGGCCAGUCCUCAAUGUUCUAACCACUGCCUACCCUGUUAUUCCAGUGCUCUCUGUGGGCAGAUUAUUAUUAUUAUUAUUAUUAUUAUUAUUAUUAUUAUUAUUGUUAUUAUUAUUUUACAUGUCUUAUUUGUCUUCAUUCUGGAGGCAGAAGUACCAGUUUGUUUCAUGGAGGCAGUUUUGGUUUUUAAACAAGUAUUUUACUUUUGUUUUAUUUUGCUAAAAAAAUGUUACUUUUUUUUUUUCUUUACGGAUUGAUUUCUGUUCAUUCGGAGAACUAAAUUAUGUCGGCUUUCAAAAAAUUUUAACUUUGAAUGUGUUCCGUGCGCACGAGCUGCUCCACGAUCGACUGUUUCGUGUUUUGCAUUCGAGCGCGCGCCUGCGCCUUCGCUUCGCUCCGUGGCAACGCAGUCCAGUCACAAACCCUCACCGACGACCUUCGCCGAAGAGGAAAAUCCGUGGCUGUCAAAUAGCGGCUGAAUGUAGUUUGGAACCUAUACAAAAAAAAAACAAAACAAAAAAAAAAAAAACGAAAAAGCAUUGUUCUGUUUUUGCUUCUUUUUUUUUUUUACGAGACUUGGCUUACAACCGCGCUGACGUCCGUGCUGUUCUUUCUCCCUUUUAGGCGAUUUCUUUUUUCUCUUCGUUGAAGUUUUUUUUUUUUUUGCCAUCUUACUAUAGUGAAAUGUAGACGAAACGUUUAUUGUUGCCGUUAUAUCGAAUGCAGUCUUAGUUGUGAAAAAAAGAAAAGAAAAAAGUGCAACGGAAGAAAAAAAAAAGAGAUGAGAAAAACACCCCAAAAAAAAAAAAAGAAAAAAGAUAUUUAUGUUGGCGUGUGGAAUAUCUCUCGUGGCCCGAUCGUGCUGUCCGAUCCGCUGCCCUUCCUCGCGAUGUGACUCCGCGCCCGCGAGCGUGUUGCAUGGUCGUCAGUGUAUGAAGUGCUUUUUCCCCCCGAACGUCGCUAUUCUCACCGAAGUAUUUGAUGUAAAACAAGCUCGCGUGAACCGCCCGUGAUGGGGAUGGGGGCGGUCUCUCUCUCUUUCUUCCUGCUCGGCCCUCUCCCUUUCUCUCUUUCUCUCCCUCUCUCGUCGUUCCUGUCAUUGUUGCGGUUCUAAUGGCUGCGAUUUCGUCGUUUUUUGCCUUUGAUAACGAUGCUGAUAUCCGAGGCUUUAAAAAAAAAAAAAAAAAAGAUUAUUACUGAUAUUAGCCGGCUGUCAUCGUCGUUGAAGAGGAGGCGCGUGGAACGUGAAACCGCCGAUAAUUGGAAGACGAGGCCGUGCUUUUCCCUCUCAUCCUCCCCCCCCCCACCCCCCCAUGUGUUCACAGUGAGAAUCUUUCUACAUUCCAGUGUUACUUGAUAUUAUUAUGAUUAUUAUUAUUAUUAUUAUUAUUUUCAUCAGCCUGCUGCCAAGAAGUGUAAGUGGGGAGAAAAAUAAAUAAAUAAAGUGUA